CUUUGUGCCUGACAUAAAUUUAUUUGGAUUAUUAAACUUAAAUUGCGAUAUUGUUGUGUGUGUAGUAAAGGCAGAUAAAAUAAUGACAGCUGAUGCUGCUUUUUGGUCGAACGAUAGGGUCAAACGUACACAGUGGAAAAACCUUUUGAAAUCCUCCCCCUCUUGAGAUGUCUGGGCUCGGAGAUAGUUCAAAAAGAAACCGGACGAAUUGAGACAAAAGGGCCCUAGGCCGUAAUACAACUACCAGCUAGAGGCUAAAAGAGGCUGGCAGGCUGAACUACAGGAGGCGACCCCAGAACAUGCCCCCCUCACCCCCGCCCAUCAACACGACCUACCCACACAUCCCCAACAACACAUACUUCACAUCCGACCAAGACGAAGUGGAACAAGGAUUCACUGACUUGCAAACAGUACUAUUAGCAUGUUUCAUCAUAUUACUGCCUUUGAUGGUUGGACUCGUGUCAUAUUUCUGCAUAAAGUUGCUCAACCGGAUAUCAAGGCGGCUCGCUCGCAUCCAGAGAAUGCCAAGACCCAAUUUUAUAUCAUUUUUGAGGAGGUUCAGGGUGAAUGUGGAACCGAGUGGCUUCGGUAAAACUAUUGACAAAGAGAGUGCUGAAAGGAACAAGAGUAGUCACGCCCUCCUCAAUGAUCAGCUGAAAGCAAGUGAAUCUCAGUUUUCGGUGAUCCCAGUGGAGGAUGGCGAAGACAAAUCUGGUACGACUACAUAUGCAGCAGGGGGAAAUCAGACGAGUAAGUCAACGGCCAAUGGAAGCAUAAUAACAAUGACAAUGAAGAACAACCAUCUUAUAGUCGAAACAGAGGAGAGAGUGGCUGAUGCAGUAGGAGAUCCUUCUGCUGAAAGCUCUGGUGUUUUUGUAGUUGAAGUAGAACCAAACAUGUCUGUUGUUGCGGCUACGCAAAGUGUAGAACCGGAUGAUGCAAUCGUUCACAAUGUCCUGCCAGAAGCCAAGGAUGAAGCCAUGGGUGUGAAUACUGGACUUUCCCAGUCAGAUCUUAGCUGUUCUUCACACGGCUCGUGCUACAGAGAUUUCACAUAUGGCACACAACAAGAAUACACGGGUGAGACUGAUUUCACACAACUAGUCUGCCAUAUCGUAGCAUCCGCCGAAGACGACACCUACCUAGACAAACAGCACCCUUACCUUUUAAACGACGACAGCAUCGACGAUGUCAAAGAGGGAGAAGAAGAAAUUCCAAAAGACGGAGAGGAAAACGCAGGAUUUGUAGCCACUCCUGCUGAGCCCAUAGCACCAGACACGACCUCACCAUCUGCUGAAGUCAACUCGUAGAGAAAACUUAUUCCCAGUGAUGGAGACGAUGAGCGCAUAAUAUAUGUAUAAAAUAUUUUGAUUCGUCAAAAUGAUUACGAACUUGCCUUAUUAGUUAAGUUAAACAUUUUUGAGAGCUUUUUUAAAUUUUAUUUUAUCAUUUGUCAGUGAGAAAAAACUAUU
Molecule: messenger RNA, 1472 nt
Organism: Cimex lectularius (bed bug)
Lineage: Eukaryota; Metazoa; Arthropoda; Insecta; Hemiptera; Cimicidae
Exons: 10
Coding region: 300-1310 (336 amino acids)
Source: RefSeq, a predicted model, not a curated record